AUGGCUCGCACCUACGAGGCUGCAAUCUCGUCUCUCAACUCUUUACAGUCCAACCAUGCGAUUGUAGAGCAGGUUCGCAAAUCGGGGAAGGCCUUGAAUGAGCUCUCCCUCCCGGAGACAGUUGAAUGGCUUCGUUGCAUUGGAUACAAGACAUCUGAUCUCAACCAAUUGAACGCAAUCCACGUUGCUGGAACGAAAGGCAAAGGCUCGACCUCUGCAUUCAUCUCCACAAUCCUCUCUCAAUACACGAAAGAGGAACCCAAUCAACCCGCACCCAAGGUCACUAAGAUCGGCCUCUUCACCUCCCCUCACCUCCGGUUCGCGCGCGAGCGCAUCCAGAUCGACAAUGACCCGAUAUCCGAGGAAACCUUCGCACGUUAUUUCUUUGAAAUAUGGGAUCGACUCGAAGAAGCUGCAAAGGUGGCAGGCAAGGAACCAAAUGCGCCUGGAACGAAGCCUCAAUACUUUCGCUACUUAACACUGAUGGCAUUCCAUACAUACAUAAGUGAGGGCGUCGAUGCUGCGGUGAUCGAGUGUGGUAUUGGUGGCCAGUAUGAUUGCACCAAUGUGAUUGAGCAGCCCAAGGUGACUGCCAUCACUAGUCUUGGUAUCGACCAUACUGCCAUGUUGGGAAAUACCAUUGAGCAAAUCGCAUGGCAUAAGGGUGGUAUUAUCAAGCGGGGCACCAGAGGUUUCUCGGCCCCGCAACCCACCAGCGCGGAGGAGGUUUUAACUCAACGUGCUGAAGAGGCGGGCACUCAACUGGACAUUGUGCGCGGUCAUCCUGAAUUGCGUCCUGAGACCAGCCAGGUGACGCUUGGAUUAGCUGGAGACUUCCAGUACACAAAUGCCUCAUUGGCCGUCGCAAGUGCCGCAGAAUACUUGCGCAAGGUUGGUGUGGCCGAUAUUCCCGAGGAUAUCAUGAAUUCACCCCUUCCGGCGAAGUUCAAAACCGGCCUUGAGCAGACUCGUCUAGGUGGCCGGUGUGAGACCCGGUACGAGAAGGACGUUGCAUGGUACAUCGAUGGUGGACACACUUUGGAUAGUAUCCGGCUGGCUGGACAGUGGUUCGCCUCGCGAAUUCAGGCCGACUCAUCCUCCAAGGAACUCGCUGCUAAGAAGACCCGGAUCCUGAUUUUCAACCAACAAACUCGCGACAGCACUGCUUUGGCCCGUGCCUUGCACGAAACUCUCGCUGCUGCCCUUGAAUAUGAUACCCCAUUCACUCAUGCCAUUUUCUGUACUAAUGUGACAUAUAAAUCGGCUGGCUUCCGGCCCGACUUGGUCAGCAUGAACACAAAUGCCGACGACCUUGAGCUCCUUCGCGUCCAGAAAUCCCUCGCAACGGCGUGGAAUUCCAUCGACCCGAAGGCCCAAACACAUGUCUUUGGUACUAUUGAAGAGGCAGUUGACUUCGCCCGGGAGAUUGCUGGCCAGGGACGUAAGGAUCUGCAGAAGGAUGAACCACCUGUCAUGACCUUUGUCACUGGCAGUAUCCAUCUGGUUGGAGGCUUCCUUGAUGUGAUUGAGACCAAGCCCCCCCAAUGA
Messenger RNA from Penicillium nucicola, 1548 nucleotides. RefSeq names its product tetrahydrofolate synthase. The record is from RefSeq and is a predicted model, not a curated record. Gene Ontology annotation, molecular function: tetrahydrofolylpolyglutamate synthase activity; ATP binding. NCBI's taxonomy places the organism in Eukaryota, Fungi, Ascomycota, Eurotiomycetes, Eurotiales, Aspergillaceae. Gene Ontology annotation, biological process: tetrahydrofolylpolyglutamate biosynthetic process. Bases 1 to 1548 code for a protein of 515 amino acids. Gene Ontology annotation, cellular component: cytosol; mitochondrion; cytoplasm. The transcript is spliced from 3 exons.